This is a messenger RNA of Naegleria gruberi, 1779 nucleotides long. RefSeq lists its product as uncharacterized. The transcript has a single exon. The coding region runs from base 1 to 1779 and encodes 592 amino acids. NCBI's taxonomy places the organism in Eukaryota, Heterolobosea, Eutetramitea, Acrasida, Naegleriidae. Gene Ontology annotation, molecular function: GTPase activator activity; small GTPase binding. Gene Ontology annotation, cellular component: cytosol; nucleus; perinuclear region of cytoplasm. Gene Ontology annotation, biological process: nucleocytoplasmic transport; activation of GTPase activity. The record is from RefSeq and is a predicted model, not a curated record.
AUGAGCAAACGAAACAGACAAGAUUUUGAAAAUCAUCAAUUCAUUAAUUCGGAGGAGAUAUUCACUAAUAAUAAUAAUAAUAAUAAUAAUUUGGAAGAGAAAGCAAAAAAAAUUGUGAAACUCGAUCAAGAAAUAUUUUCGGAUGAUGUUUGUUUUGAAAUAAUUUGCAUGAUUGAUGAUUCGUGGUUUAUUUUGAAUAAUUGUUCCUUGAUUUCAAAACAAUUCCUUUCUGUGAUCAAGGAACGUUCAAAACUUGUUAUUCAAUUUAAAAAAAAAUUUGCAUUGAAGAGAAUUGAAUUAUUCAGGAAGAGUCAAUUUAUGAAUUGUAUUGUUAAUGUUAAAUUUUCUAGUUGGACGCUUGAUGCAUUUGAACAACCCAAAUUCAUAAGUGGAAUGAAACAAUUGACAUCAGUUGAUAUUUCUGGCAAUCGAAUUGGUAUAGAAGGAGCCAAAUCAAUAAGUGAAAUGAAACAAUUAACAUCACUUAAUAUUUCUAACAAUAUAAUUGGUGUUGAAGGAGCCAAAUCUAUAAGUGGAAUGAAACAUUUAACAUCACUUGAUAUUUCUGGCAAUCGAAUUGGUGAUGAAGGAGUCAAAUCUAUAAGUGAAAUGGAACAAUUAAUAUCACUUGAUAUUUCUACGAAUGUAAUUGGUGGUGAAGGAGCCAAAUUCAUAAGUGAAAUGAAACAAUUGACAUCACUUGACAUAUUUUACAAUCGAAUUGGUGGUGAAGGAGCCAAGUUAAUAAGUGAAAUGAAACAAUUAACAUCACUUAAUAUUUCUACGAAUGAAAUUGAUGUAGAAGGAUCCAAAUUAAUAAGUGAAAUGAAACAAUUAACAUCACUUAAUAUUUCUGGCAAUCUAAUUGGUGUAGAAGGAGUCAAAUCUAUAAGUGGAAUGAAACAAUUAACAUCACUUAAUAUUUCUGGCAAUCUAAUUGGUGAUGAAGGAGCCAAAUUGAUAAGUGAAAUGAAACAAUUAACAUCACUUGAUAUUUAUAACAAUCGAAUUGGUGAUGAAGGAGUCAAAUCUAUAAGUGAAAUGAAACAAUUAACAUCAUUUGAUAUUUCUAACAAUCUAAUUUAUGAUGAAGGAGCCAAAUCUAUAAGUGGAAUGAAACAAUUAACAUCACUUACUAUUUCUAACAAUCGAAUUGGUGGUGAAGGAGUCAAAUUCAUAAGUGAGAUCAAACAAUUAACAUCACUUAAUAUUUCCAAGAAUGAAAUUGAUGGUGAAGGAGCCAAAUUCAUAAGUGGAAUGAAACAAUUAACAUCACUUACUAUUUAUAAGAAUGGAAUUGGUGAUGAAGGAGUCAAAUCUAUAAGUGAAAUGAAACAAUUAACAUCACUUGAUAUUUCUAACAAUCGAAUUGGUGAUGAAGGAGUCAAAUCUAUAAGUGAAAUGGAACAAUUAAUAUCACUUGAUAUUUCUACGAAUGUAAUUGGUGGUGAAGGAGCCAAAUUCAUAAGUGAAAUGAAACAAUUAACAUCACUUGACAUUUCUGGCAAUCUAAUUUAUGAUGAAGGAGUCAAAUCAAUAAGUGAAAUGAAACAAUUAACAUCACUUAAUAUUUCUGGCAAUCAAAUAGGUGUUGAAGGAGCCAAAUUCAUAAGUGAAAUGAAACAAUUAACAUCACUUGAUAUUUCUAAGAAUGAAAUUGGUGAUGCAGGAGCCAAAUUCAUAAGUGAAAUGAAACAAUUAACAUCACUCGAUGUUUAUGCCAAUCGAAUUAGUGAUGAAGCAAAAUUAUUAACAUCACUUAAUGAAUUCUAUAUUUAA